Coniosporium apollinis CBS 100218 is the source of this 1014-nucleotide messenger RNA. RefSeq lists its product as uncharacterized. NCBI's taxonomy places the organism in Eukaryota, Fungi, Ascomycota, Dothideomycetes. The transcript has a single exon. The record is from RefSeq and is a predicted model, not a curated record. Gene Ontology annotation, molecular function: metalloendopeptidase activity. Gene Ontology annotation, biological process: proteolysis. The annotation marks the transcript as partial.
GGCGACAGUAUCAAAAUCGAAUCACAAGUAAAUGCUCAAUACAUACGGCCCAAUCGAGUGAUCUAUGAUAUGCAGUUCGCAUCUCGGGAGGAAGAUCUCCCAGGAGUGCUGGCACGGUCCGAGGGCAACCCACCCCUUAACAUCCAAGGAGACCCAAGUGUCAACCUCUGCUACGACAAUCUUAGAAUUGCUUUCAACUUUCUUCACGAAGUCUUUGGUCGCAAUUCUAUCGAUGGCAGAGGCGGACCACUUAUAGGAAUCGUCAACUUCGGGUUCUUCUUCCCUAAUGCAACUUGGUCCAUCAGCAGAGCAAACAUGCAACAUGUCCCUGUCUUCGGCAAUGGAUGGGACAAUGACCCUUGGAACCAAGGAGCGCCCUUGAAUACAUGGGCCGGCAUGUUUGGAGGCUUUGUUGGCAGUCUUGAAGUUGUCGUCCACGAAAUGAUGCACGGCAUCACACAAACCCAUGCUCAGCUGCAAGCGACAGAGGAGCCGGGAGCCCUCGAUGAGCAUCUAUCGGACGUGUUUGGGAUCAUGGCAGAGCAAUGGCAAAAGAAGCAGACGGUCGAGGAGGCGGACUGGCUCAUCGGCGAGGAUUGUCUGAUUCCAGAGAGAAAGGGAUUCGCAUUGAGGUCAUUCGUCAACCCAGGCACCGCCUACGAGUUUGACAGCGACAAUCUCAACUUCCGAGGCUUCGCCAAAGAUCCACAGAGAGCUCAGUGGUCGGAAAAAUACACCGCCAGUGAGGACAGAUAUGGGGUACACAUCAACUCAGGGAUUCCGAACAAGGCGUUCUGUCUCUUAGCCAAGAAGCUGGGGGGAUACUCUUGGGAGAAAGCAGGUCAAAUAUGGUAUUCGGCGCUGACGAGUAAUGAGGUGCGAAAGGACUGCACUUUUCGAAGAUGGGCCAUGCAUACUGUCGACGCCGCGCGGAAAGACCCAGGUUUCGGCAAUCCUGUGGCCGACAAGGUCUUGGAAGCUUGGAUGGAAGUCGGCCUGAAGCUAAGAUGGUAA